AUGGCAGAGGGCAACUGCACCAUCCGAACGCGCAAGUUCAUGACCAACCGACUGCUCUACCGCAAGCAGAUGAUCGUCGACGUGAUCCACCCGAACCGCGCCACCGUCUCCAAGCAGGAGAUCCGCGACAAGCUGGCCCGCAUGUACAAGACCACCUCCGACGUCAUCUUCAGCUUCGGCCUGAAGACCGACUUUGGCGGCGGCCGCACCAGCGGCUUUGCGCUCAUCUACGACACGCUCGACUUUGCGAAGAAGUUCGAGCCCAAGUACCGCCUGCAGCGAAACGGCCUGUACAAGCGGGAGCGAACCGCCCGCAAGCAGCGCAAGGAGCGUAAGAACCGCAUGAAGAAGGUGCGCGGCACGGCCAAGACCAAGGUCGGCGCCGGAGCUGCCAAGAAGUAA
Molecule: messenger RNA, 402 nt
Organism: Rhagoletis zephyria (snowberry fruit fly)
Lineage: Eukaryota; Metazoa; Arthropoda; Insecta; Diptera; Tephritidae
Product: 40S ribosomal protein S24-like
Biological process (GO): translation
Cellular component (GO): ribosome
Molecular function (GO): structural constituent of ribosome
Source: RefSeq, a predicted model, not a curated record